GAUGCAUUAAUGGCGAUUCGACCGAGAAUCCGUAAAAGGGUUCAAGCUGUUCGUCGUGCUGCCGAUGGAAGCGCUUUCGAGAAAUGUGAAGAAUGUGGCGUUGCGAUCGCGAUUGCUCUGUUUGAUAUGCACGAGUGCGGUGAGAAAAGAAGGGAAGUGAAGAGAUUCAAGUACAUUUCGAGUCCCAAAAUCGAUAAUAUCUCGAAACCAACCGGCUGCUUUGAAGAUGAACCCAGAUCACCAUUCAUCUUCUUCUUGUACAGUAACCAAAACCUUCCUCUAGAGAAUUUCAUGAAAAAUCACGGUGGAGACUUGGUGGAUGCUAGUAGAAUAUGUUUCAAUGAGUGGAAGUUAAUGUCAACAGAGGAACAAGGACCCUUCAUAGCCCUUGCUGCCGAAGUUGAUUUGGCACACAACAGGAAAUUAAAAGAAGAAGCUAAACGUAUUUAUAAGGCAGAUGAUGAGGCAGAUUCGAAAACUGAUGCGAAAUUUGACAAGGUCAGAGUCAUGUUUGUUUCUUACAUAAUCAAAAGAGGGAAGACGAAACUCUUCUAA
Molecule: messenger RNA, 555 nt
Organism: Thlaspi arvense
Lineage: Eukaryota; Viridiplantae; Streptophyta; Magnoliopsida; Brassicales; Brassicaceae
Source: the annotation of a GenBank genome assembly